GGCCGGUAAACACUGCGGUGGGGAAACAGCGCGGCGCAGAGGCUGAGCUGAGGGGAAUGGUGUCAGACCCGCAGCUCAUGUUACUCACAGUAACACUGAGACAGUACCGGACAGCUAUGGCCACGCUGCUGGUUUGUGAGCACGGGACCGCGGGGAAAGCUUCCGUGGCUGGGCUGAGGGCUGACCCCGACCAAGCUGACAUUACUGCUCACCUUCUGACUGCUGAAGCCGCCUGACAGCAGGAACUGCGGAGAACAGGAAGAGGACCUGAACCUGUGGAGCUGAGCUCAUCAUCUUUAUUUAUGGUGCUGCUGGAAGAGCAAUGCAACAACCCACUACAGUGCGAAAGAGGCAGAAGGCCGCCCUGCAGCUGCAGCUGGCUUUUCUGGCCAGCGACAGACAUGCAUCCAAGGACACAGACACCCCUGUGAAGAAGCCUCAGUUCCACUUAGACCUCUGGUGCUUCUUCACCAUCCAGAACUGGGUACUGGACUUUGGUAGAUCCAUCAUUAUGAUCCUGUUUCCUCUUCAGUGGUUCCCUCUGAAUAAGCUUAUUGUUGGAGACUAUUUCCACAUCGCUUACAAUGUCAUCACACCCUUUCUUCUGUUGAAGCUCAUAGAUCGCAGUCCUAAGACGCUGCCUGUGUCUGCUGUUUACCUCUGCAUCAUCGCUUUUGUGAUGGGGGCCAGCAUAAAUCUGGUCGGAGACUCCAUGAAUCAUCGGCUCCUGCUCAGUGGCUACCAGCUGCACCUGUCAGUGAGGGAGAACCCCAUCAUGAAGAAUCUGAACCCACCUUCUUUGGUUGAUUCAUUUGAGCUACUUUAUUACUAUGAUGAACAUGUUGGACGGUGUUUAUGGUACAUCCCUUUCUUCCUCAUCCUCUUCCUGUACUUCUCUGGAUGUUUCACCGUCCUCAAAGUGGAGAAGAGAAUGCCCCAGUCAGCUUGGCUGCUCCUGGCUCCGAGUUCCCUGUACUACUGGUACUUAGUGACUGAAAGACAGAUCUUCAUCCUCUUCAUCUUCACCUUUUUUGCCAUGACAGCCACUGUGAUGCACCAGAAACGGAAAGGAUUGGUGCCUGACUGUAACGGACUAUUUCUGCUGUACAGCUUCUCAAUAGUUUUGAUUUUACUCACAGUCUGGGUCAGCUGUCUGUGGAAUGACAAGAUCCUCCGUAAAAAAUAUCCAGGAGUCAUCUAUAUACCAGAGCCCUGGGCCGUCUACACACUGCAUAUUAGAGAUAAACCCAGACUGUGAUGUCUGUGUGACAAUUAUGACUGUGUCAGGCCUCUGCAAUGCCUGUGAAUGAAGGAUGUCUGAAGAAUGAAGAAUGUCUGUUCCCUUUUUCCUUUUUUAAGUUUAAUCUACAAUCCAUUGUACAUUGUAUACUUCCUACUUUUAAUUAAUUGAGGUCUGAAGCUCUACCCUAGUCUUUUUCAGUUGUUUGGAAAUUGGUGCUACAUUCAAGAUAUAAGUUUUUUUUACUGUUUAAGGAACCUUAUAUGAAUCAUGUUAUAUUUACACAAUAAUUAUAUGUUUACUGACUUUUUGAACAUGCAAUAAAACCCUCACCUUCUCUUUUAA
Molecule: messenger RNA, 1585 nt
Organism: Astyanax mexicanus (Mexican tetra)
Lineage: Eukaryota; Metazoa; Chordata; Actinopteri; Characiformes; Acestrorhamphidae
Gene: cln6b
Product: CLN6 transmembrane ER protein b
Exons: 7
Coding region: 323-1258 (311 amino acids)
Source: RefSeq, a predicted model, not a curated record